Nematolebias whitei (Rio pearlfish) is the source of this 765-nucleotide messenger RNA. RefSeq names its product glial cell line-derived neurotrophic factor-like. Gene Ontology annotation, molecular function: glial cell-derived neurotrophic factor receptor binding; receptor tyrosine kinase binding; growth factor activity. The record is from RefSeq and is a predicted model, not a curated record. The coding region runs from base 1 to 765 and encodes 254 amino acids. Lineage: Eukaryota; Metazoa; Chordata; Actinopteri; Cyprinodontiformes; Rivulidae. Gene Ontology annotation, biological process: negative regulation of neuron apoptotic process; positive regulation of branching involved in ureteric bud morphogenesis; peripheral nervous system development. The transcript has 2 exons.
AUGAGGUUAUGGGAUAGCCUGAGCACUUAUUUGGUUCUGCUCAGCGCAGUGCGGGUCAGCUCGCUGCGGAGCCAAAAGAGGGGAGCCCCAGCCGCGGAGAGUCCCCUGGAGGUCCCGCCGGUCCACAUGCGUCUGGUUGCUGCCUCCCCCAGAAUAAACCAGGAGGACUCAGAGGACAGGGGGAGCAGGCUGGAGAGGGGCGAGAAGUACUCUUUAAAGAGGCGCCUCCCAGAUGAUGAAGAAAUAGUGGAGUUCAUCAAGGCAAUGAUCAGUCGAGUGCGUCGCUCCUCCUCAUCAGCAGAGUCUUCGUCCACCUCCUUCUACUCUCUUUCCUCCACUAGAGAAAACCUGAACUUCAGGACUCGUCACAAAAGCGAGACUAAGAAGAAGAAGGGUGGCAAAAAGAAAGCAGGAGAACUCGGAGGAGAGGAAACGAGCAGGAAGAGGAGAAGAGGAGGUGGUGGGCGAGGACAGGGCUGCGCUCUCAAACAGAUCCACCUGAACGUGUCGGACCUCGGCCUCGGCUACCGCUCCAGUGAGGAAAUGAUAUUCAGGUACUGUUCGGGGCCCUGCAGGAAGUCCGAGACCAACUAUGAUAAAAUCCUCUUUAACCUGGUUCAGAAGAGGAAGCUUCCUCACAAAGACACGACCCUGCAGGCCUGCUGUCGGCCCACGGCCUUUGACGAUGACCUCUCGUUUCUGGACGACAGCCUCAUUUACCACACGGUCAGGAAGCACUCCGCCCGGAAAUGUGGCUGUGUGUAG